Messenger RNA from Saccharomycopsis crataegensis, 1476 nucleotides. RefSeq lists its product as uncharacterized. The coding region runs from base 1 to 1476 and encodes 491 amino acids. The record is from RefSeq and is a predicted model, not a curated record. The transcript has a single exon. NCBI's taxonomy places the organism in Eukaryota, Fungi, Ascomycota, Saccharomycetes, Ascoideales, Saccharomycopsidaceae.
AUGGGAGAAAAUAAUGAGAAUAACCUGCAAAGGUCAAAAAUUCUAGAAGAAUUGAAAUCAUUUGCCAAUACUUCCCAAAAUGGCGUAGACUCCCAGUCGCUUUUCCUGCGUGUUGAUCUGUUGCUAAAAGCACAAGAUGAUUUAAUAAAACAAAAAGACCUCGAAUAUAAAAAGAAAGAACUCGAAUCUAGAAAGAAAGAACUUGAAUAUAAGAAAAAAGAUCGUGAAUACAGAAAAAAAGAUCGUGAAUAUGUACGAGUAGAUGAAAAGGUUGCAGACAAAAGGUUGGAAUAUAAGCAUAAAAAACAAGAAUAUGAAACGUUCCUUUACAUGUUAGAGGCACAGUGUAAUUAUUGCCCCGGGUUCUUUGACGAUUAUGAAAAUCAGGAUAUUAUGACGCACUUGGAAUUCAAAUUAUCGAGCCUACCAUCCUCAGUGGCCCGUCGAAAUUUUCGCUUUAGUAAACAGCAGAUUUUCGAGCUAGAAGGGCUCUUGGUGUUGAAUGAUAAAGAACUCAUCAAAGAGUAUGACUUCCCACGGCCUCCAUUGGAAUGUCUUUGUGUACUCCUUGCAAUAUUGACAACUGGCCGAGGACCCACUGACUUCUGUACCUUUUUCGGGAAAGAGGAAGAUGUAUUGUCUGAAGCCAGUCUUACUUGUGCAGAAUUCAUCUGUGAUAGAUUCGGCUACCUCUUACGUUUUGGAGAGUAUGAUCUCCCGUAUGAAAGAGGGGUUAGGCUACUGGACAUUGGGUUCUUGAAAGAAAAAGGUUCCUCAAGACAGCUAGGACCCUCGGAGAAGCCAGAGUACACCAACAUGUUGAGCUCUUCUAUUCUGCUCCACGGUAAUCUUGCGUUUUACUUAGAUAGUAUGCUUGUGAGUGUAAAUGACCCGGAGAGCAAGUGUGCAGCAUUUCACACAGAGUUGCGGACAUUUCACCCAAAGUUGCAGACAUUUCAUCCAGAGUUGCAGACAUUUCAAUACCAGUGCUUGAUUGAUGUUGACAAUAUAAUCUAUUCCUUGAUGGGUCCCUUCACAUACCCUAAUGAGCAAAUGAACCGGGUAUUGGAAAGUUUGGCAAUCAGCGUUGAUAAUAUUACACCAGAUGUUUGCGUUUAUUCACAUGAAGGUGGGAAAGGGUCAGAUUUUAUAAUAGUGCCCUAUGAAAGAGAAGAAAUGGCUAAACUUGAAGAAGAUCGCGAUGCAUUGGGUCCUGAAGACUUCGAUCACAUCCAAAAGAAAUUGAGAUCACACGAUAAGGCUAUGUCCCGGAUUCGUCAAGAAACUAGGAAACAUUUCGCCGAUGUUUUGUGCCAUUUCGGUACCUUUAGGGCCUCCAACAGGAAACAACUAGACCCAUACCUGGCAAAUCUAUUAUUCACGAGUGCCAUUUUCUUCAAGAACAUUGAAACUGUCUAUCAGAGAAACGACAUCUCCGUAAAUGAAUAUCUCGGUUGGGAGAAGCUUGUGGAUUAA